UCCAGUGUGAGCUAGCUAGCUGCGUCCUGUGUUGCUGCUCAGUUUGGCCACACUGACUUGUGCGUCUAUUUUGGUAUCUUCUGAGCUCGCUGUCAGGACCCUAGCCACACCAGUGCAUUUGAACAUGGAUCUGAGGGCUUGACUCACUUUGCAGGUGGCUCUGCACUGGAAUCUACGUUGAGGAUCUGUGUUUGAUACCAAAGUCUAGACUGGACGGUUACAGUUGGCGUGGAAGACCCAUCAUGAAGGAAGUUUGCAUAUCCCACCACUUCCCUAAUGACAACCUGAGCUGGACGAAAACCAAAACAUCUACAGAGCUGCAGGAGCUGUAGAGGAGGCAAGUCAAGUGAUGCACGAGACAGAAAGAAGGUUGUUGACAUCAUGAGCUGUGUGGAAAAGCGACACAUGAGCCACCGGGUGGGGAGCAUGCUCCACCAUCGCUUCCCCAAUGGCUUCUCUGACUUGUUCAUGGACGAGACCGAUCGCGAGGUCAGCACUCUCACGGAUCGGGCCUUCCGAAGUCUCUGCGUUGGAGAUGACGCGGUUUAUAAUGACGAGUUCUUGUGUGGAUACUCACCUUUCAGUUGCCACAAACCUUUGGCGGGGGAGCCUCUUAAAAAGGCUCAUCAGAAGGAAUCUAAAAAGCAAGGGCAAAGCAAAAAUGAUAAAAACUAUGCCCAGCCAUGGACACAGCAGCAACAGAAGAAUAUAUCAAACAUGUCUUCUUUCCUCAAGGCAUUAAGUGCCACCGAGAAAAGCUGUGAGGGGAUGUUGAUCAAAAAUGGAGGUAUGACGGACUCUAAUGGAGAAUCGUGGGAUAAGUCUGCACUUCGCAGCAUCCAAAGAGAGCUAUCUGAAUUCUCCUCGGAUUAUCACACUAAUCUCACAGAUGGACAUUACAAGAACCACCAUAAGCAUCACUCUGGAAAUGGUUCAUCAAACAAAACAGGCAAAGAUGCUGCCCUUCCCUCAGGGAAAUCCUCAAAGAGCAAAAAUGGGAAAUCUACUGUCAAACUAAAGAAACUUAACAUCAAAAACUUUUUCCUCCAUAGUGAGUUUAGCCCUUUCCAGUCAUGGAGAGAUUUUAACCAGUUCCCUUUUGGCCAAGAGGACACCUCUAUUCUCCCCACAGAUAACAUCCCUAAAUGGUAUGACUUGCCUUUUUACAAGGAGCUGACAGAGGCACACAGAAAAGAGACUCUGCACACAGAGGAGCCACAGUCAUGCCAGAAAGCAGCAGUUGAGCCCCCUCCUCCCACUGCUCCUAAACCCAUCCCUCCCCCUCCUCCGCCUAAGGUCCUGCCAAAGCCCUCAGCUACUCCGGCUGAGAAGAGGUGCACAUCAGACGGUGGGGAUGGGAGUGCUGCCCCCUGGAGGCGCAACAGGUCCAGGGCAAAAAGUGUGAUUCCAGUCAAUCAGCCUGGGAUACCCCCUCAGGAAAAUAGUUCAAAAACAGCAGAUGAAAGUCUUUGGUUGGUCAAAAAGGAAGCUAGAUCGGUAGAGGUGAAAGCAAUUGAUGAAGUCAGCUCUUUGGCAUCGACUCCCUUCAGCAUCUGCCAGCUGAUGACUCCCCUUAUUCCCUCCAGACAACCAACAGAUACAUCAGAAAUCCUCCAAACUGUCCUCUCGCCCUCUGCCCUCGAUCUCCCACUGAGACCACACUCUGAGGCCAAAGGGACCCCUGAACCUCCAAUCAAGCGGGACAGCUACAAAUCACUCGCCUCCAGCAUCCUCUUCAACCUCAAGGACAACAGGAAAAGGGUGAAAAGCCGCUACAGCCCUCCUAAAUUCAAAACAUUAGAAGUGCCUGAGAGUGGCACCCAAUCUCCACAAUCAGAUCAACCAAAAUAUCCACAAGCUGGCUCUGAGGGCUAUGCAUCUGGGUUAAGUACUCCUGCCAUUUCAAAAGAUGAACAGACAGUUUGCAGUCCUGUUUUGGAAGCUAUCAGCAGCCCAACUGUUGUUCUUACAAAGCAGGAUACUGAUGGACCUCUUUCAGAUGAUUAUCUGUUAUCAAAUCUACUGCAAACCAAAAAGGAGGCUGCAGGUAGUCAUGGUGAAGAGAAUCCUAUCUCCUCCCUUAUACACUCAAAGAAGAGCAGGAGUCCCAAGGCUAAAAAGCAAAACUACCCUUCCCUGAAUUUGUACAAGAAAGCCAGCCCUGUUGAUAGUGAUAUGAAAUAUCUCCAAAUCCCUCUGAGCACCAAUGCUCCUAUACACAUAGACCAACCAACUGAGGCAAAUGAACUAUCAGCACUCACGCUAAACAAACUCUCUCCAACAGCACUGCCAACAAACACAGGGCUUUCUCCAAAUACUUUAAAUUUUAGCAAAGACCGUUCACCCAUAAUUUCACCCUAUGCCCUUGAGAAAGAGGGGUUGUCAUCAAAUCUGUCAGUAGGGAAAAGAGCACCAAAUGUACCAAACAAAGCAAAACAACCUGCAAAAGACAUAAAAGAAAAAGACUUCAGCCCUAAGGAAAAAGAUACCAGUGGCCAAACCAUGAGUACAAUGGAUGUGAUCAGAGCAGCAAAGGAAGCAAUUAAUGCAGCCAAAAAUAAAGCUCUAUCUGCAGCUCAGUCAGAUAGCAUCAGCAAGCCCUCAGACACAGAUGAACUAAGGAAGAAAGAAAUAGAUGAGACUGAAUAUUCAAAAGUGUUUGGCAGCAAGAAGGAGAGUAUGGUACAAGAAAAUAACAAUGUUUUAUCUCCUAGCAGGAUUGAGGCAACCCUGGAUGGCAAAAAGAGUAAUGUCAAGAAAGAGCCACCACCAGUUCCAAAGAGAAAUUUUGCUAAAACUGAUAUUCAGCUCUCCUUUCUUGAAAAACAGCAAACACGUACUAUUGACAAGCUAGCUAAUGGUGAUUCAGGGGAUGCUAAAGCGGAAAUACCACCAGACGAAAAUGAAUCUAUCCAGAAGCAGGGAAAACCUAAACAUAUGUUCUCAGCCAGACAGAACAAAUACAUAAAAUAUCAGAGGUACGCAUUGACGGAUGAUGACCAAGGAGAGGAGUUUGAAGAAGGUGAUCAGAAAGUGAAUACAGGGAUGGAGACACAUGAGGAGAUUAUGUCACCCAGAGAAAUGCGAGAUAGCGAGCAUAUAAUUAAUGAUUUGCAUGCUUUGAAAGAGCUGGAGAGAGUAAGGCUCGGCGAUCGUUUUCUUGAUAAUGCAAUAAAAAAAUUUGGUGUUACAAACAUAGAUGAGGAGACGAGGGCUAAAAACGAUUUGAUCUCAAGGGAGCUAAGGAAUAUUAAGAAGGGUAUGCUGUCUAUGAGAGGAAACACAAUGGCUAAGAGAGACCUAUUUGCACAAAAAGAGAAGGCUCAGAGCAAGCAGGAGACUUUCACAAAGACAGACACUAACGUGAUAUUAAACAAAGCACUUAUAAAUGACAAUUAUGACAGGGCUAAAAUGGCACUUGAAGAGAUCAUCUCAGACAGGCAGAAGAGAAAGCAUAAAAUCACAGAGCAGGAUGCAAAUCCAAUAUUUGAUAAGAAUGCUGAUGAAAGUUACGUAACAAGGGUAGAGCAACGUAAAAAAGCUAUGAAAGAUUCUAUGACAGAGGACAAGGAAAAACAAAAUGGCAACACUCUUACACUAAAAGAAAAAGAUUUAAAGGAGAGGUUAGGUGAUCUAAGAGACCACAAUCACAUGAGACAGAUUCUGUCGCAAACUGAACCUAGGCUUGGCGAAACUCACAGAUCAGGUGGUAGGUUAGCGCUAUCUGGCAUGGAAAAAACUGAUAAUCCUAGCUAUGAAUCAGAAGAGGUGAAUUUGAGAAAUAUAAUUAGACAGAUAUCUGAAGAGAGCGGAGAGACUCUGAUGAACCAAAAUGAAGGCAAAAAGGGAGAUGUUCCACCUGUUCCUCCUAGGAGCAGAAAGGGAGGGAGUAGACGAGAUGAAAGUGUUACCAUGGACACAGAUAGUUUAAAAGAUGGAGAGGGAGAGGAUAUCUGUACUAAAUUUGUAAAAUAUGAAAAUGGUGAGGUCCGCUUAAAAGAAAUGAGGAGUACAAGCUUAGGAAGACAAGAAGUAGAUAGUGACCCAUCCACAAGAGAAUCUAGUCAAAAUGAAACCAAUCCUGUUAAAGAGAGGUGGGAUAUGAUAAACAAUGCAAUAUCUAUUACAGUGACAGAUGGAGCAUCAUGUGAGUCCAGUUUACCUUCAGAAUACCCACAGUCUGAAAAUAGAUUGUGUUUAUCACCAGAGGCUAGAAGACAUGAAUAUAAGGCAAAUGACUUGCAUGCAGAUAGCCCCACAAUGGAAGCAACAUUUGAAAAUAUCAAUGCCAGAGCACAGGAAACAUGUAAGGUAAAGCGGAAAGCUCCUUUAAAACCAGACCAUUUAAACACACCAGAUGACAAUGUAACUAACAAUUCAGUAGCAGAUGAACCUGACAAAAUAAAUAGAGCUAGCAUGGAAAUAAAUUUGGAUGCUGACGCUAUUGGUGAAAUGCCCAGAGCUAUAAUAUCACCCUUACUACUGGUCAAUGGCAUCAGCAUCAAUCAGAGCCCUCCUGAUCAAGCCAGCUUGUCCUCAAAGUCAUCCUACUUCUCUGUGGAGAGUGCCCUGCACAGAAAUACAGAGACUGAGUCAAAUGUUUACCACUCUUUGGAGAACUUGAUUGGAGAGGUGGAGGAUGUUGAUGACCUGAUCCGAAAUCUUUCACGAAACACAAAACAGGAUUCGGACAGGACAGAAGUAGAAUAUUAUUCUUUAAGUGAUCAUGAAAGCGAGGCGGAGGUUGUAAAGUCUCCUCAAAAAGAGACAGAAGUACCAUGCCAAAGCUUAACUCAUGACGAACAUAAUCAGACACCAAUGUCACCCUCUAACACUUUCUUACCACCUAUGGGGAUCCCUGCCUUAUUUAAGGUCAAAGACAACACUUUCAGUAAUAAGUUGAAGUUGAAGUCCAUACAACCAUGGUCACCAAGAGGUAGUCUGAGUGGGUCAGAAAAAGGAGAGGAGGUACAUCAAGUAAAGGAAACUCCAGAGCUCCCUCUGGCUAAUGAACCCGCCAUCAGAAUUAGCACACCAAUCCCAGAUGAAAUCUUCAAACCUACAGAGAUUCCAUCCAGUGCACCAAUCCCAGAUGACAUCUUCAAACCUAAAGAGAUUCCAUUCAGCGCACCAAUCCCAGAUGAAAUCUUCAAACCUAAAGAGAUUCUGUCCAGCGCACCAAUCCCAGAUGAAAUCUUCAAAACUAAAGAGAUUCCAAUCAGCACACCAAUCCCGGAUGAAAUCUUCAAACCUAAAGAGAUUCCAUUCAGCGCACCAAUCCCAAAUGAAAUCUUCAAACGUAAAGAGAUUCCAUUCAGCGCACCAAUCCCAGAUGAAAUCUUCGCACCUAAAGAGAGUCCAUUCAGCGCACCAAUCCAAAUUGAAAUCUUCAAACCUAAAGAGAUUCCAUCAAUCAGUUCACCUCCCCUGCUCCUGUCUCCUUCAAAUCUACAAAAUGAAAACCCAAAGAAACCACAAGCUGGAGGGUUCCUCACUGUCCCACAGGAGGAUGACAGAUUGUCUGGCGUGACUCUGUCAUCUGAGGGAGUGGAGAGCCUAACAACCAGUACAGCUGACACAGCUGAUGAAAUGGGAACUAGUGCUGGAGUGUCAAAGGUUCCCAGUGAACGGUCUGGGUCCCCCUGCAGUGGCAAUGACAGCCAAACAGGGCUGCCUAAACCACCAGUUGUCUUACCCAAAUCUGAAAAAGCUGUUCUCAAAGCCAUUAAGUUGGCAAAUAGAAGGAUGAAGAAGGAGGAGGCCCAGAAGUCCUCCCACAAGUCAUCUCAAAGCAGCAGCAAACACAAAGGGGAUAAACACAAGAGUGACAAGUCUGAGCACAAAAGCAGCAGCAGUAGAAGUAGCAAGAGCAGUGAGAGAAAUCACAAAGAAAAGAUUAAAGAUGGCCAUCAUCACAGUGAAAGUCACCAUGGCAAAAAGGGUGAUGACCAGAGUGAGCAACAAUCCAGUGAAAGAAGAGACCACAACAGUGGAAACCAGCACCACGACAGAACCGAUGUGCGCCACAAAACUCGGAGAGAGAGCCAUGGUUCUGUGGAAAACAAUAACCAGAGCAAUGAAGCACUACCAAGUGUUACAGAAAGGCAAGGACGCACCAGCAACAGACACAUUCGAGAUAAGCCAGAGCAAAGGCACUACAGUAGUGAUAGGGUCAUCAGUAAUGUACCGGUGUACAAAGCUCAGCUCAUCGAGAGACCCAUGUCGGACAAGCCAUUCCACCGAUCACAAAGCAUUGAUAGGUACCUAGGAGAUAAAGUGGAGCGCAGGCUCAGUGCAGAUACAUCAGUCAAUGAAAAGCUUGAUCCAAGGACUCAGCGCAUUGAAAAAUCCAUCAUGGACGAGCUUCAGCAGAGAGGCAGAGCUAGAGACAAGGCGGUCAGAGACAACCCAUUCAGAAGGAGUCACAGUAUCGAUGCAUACCCUAAUCCUAACCCUAACCCUACCCCCAACCCUACCACCCUCUCCCGCCAGUCAAGCCACAACAGCCACACUAGCCAGCUUUCACGCCAGUCUAGCAUGGAACACACCAUUGUUACGCAGUCCUUUCCUAUGACCCAACGUAAGCUCCUCCAGGAUCCAGACUCUGGGCAGUACUUCUUUGUAGAUAUGCCCGUACAAGUCAAGACAAAAACCUUCUUUGAUCCUGAAACAGGAAGCUAUGUGCAGCUGCCAGUUCAGCCGCCAGAGGGCGCUGUUCCUCAAGCAUCCUCCUUGGAGGUUUUGACCCCACCCCUGGUUGUUUACCACAGCUUUGUCCCAGUGCCUCUCUCUCCAAUGGCUCAGAAAGCUACCAUUCAAGCCCCUCAUAUGGAGCCAGAGGGGUUUGGGCAGAGAAACGUUGAAAGGUUGAGGCAAAUGCACUGUCAGGAGGGGCAUCCAUAUUUAGAGCCCAUCUACGGUCAACAUGACCACGUGUUAGGGGAGUUUGUAGGAACUGAGGAGCUGGACUGUCCGAGCUGAUAGGCCAUGAGGUUUGAAAGGAAUAAUCCAUCCUCUGUUUACACUGUUUUGCCAAUACCCAGUAGAAUGGUGGAGGGUAUACGCAGUUAUACGGGGUAUAUCCAUCUCUUUUUCUGGCCCAUAACAGUGUACCCACCUGUGGAGAGUAUAUGCAUGUAAACUGGAUAUACCCACCUCUUUUUCUGGCCGUUUACAGUAUCAGCACCUAUCAGCAGAAAGUCAUUAGAGUUUAUGGGAGGGUAUACCCACUUCCUCUUUGGUAAUUUACCAAUCUACUGAGUAGUACACCCACCUCAUCAGCUUCCACUACCCCACAGCUAGUACCUGUUUAAUUUUGAAAAGUGUUGAAGUGUUUCAGGGUGGAUUUUUCUUUCAAGGUUAAGCGUCUGAUCCUUGUAUUGCUUUACUUGCCUUAACUUACAUGAGACACAAAAGCUGCGCAGGCUUUGUGAAGCUACUGAGGCCUCGACUGGUUUUGUAAAGAGAAACGGGUUUGACUCAAGUGUAAACUGACAGGAGAUAUUGAAGUUGUGAAUUUCUGAUUAUUGUUGAAUGCUGUUGUUUGAAUGUGAGUUGAACAAUUUGUGUAAGAUAAUGUGCAAUUGUUGAGAAAGAUAAGGGACAUGGGUGAUCCAUGUACAUAAUGUAUUUAAGUUUAAACAGAGAGGGUAAGCUUGAAUGUAAAUGUGGAAUAUUUAUUGUAAAUGCUGAGAGUUUAUUAUACACAGUUACCGUGGUAUUGGGGUCUCCACUGCUUUUCGGGUAUUGUGGCUUUUUGUUUUAUUACCUGCAAAGUUUGUUGCCUUGAAAUUUCUUUUUUGCCGGACAGUUUGCAGUCACUUAACUUAUCAUUAGAGAUACUUGAAACAAAAUUCACUCAAAAUAUUGUUUUUUAUUUGUAUGUUACUGAUUUGAACUGAUCAUGUUAACACAACUACAAAAUUAACAUAUUGCAUGCUAAAGUUGAAGUUGCAGUUACACCUGUUGAAUCUGUUUGAUACAAAUCAAAUUUCAUUUAUACUGUCUAAAAGCUUGAACUGGCGUUGUUGCAAUUAAUGUUUUUUAAUACGCAGAGGACAUGAAGGAGAAUUGGUUUCGCACGUUGGUUGCAUUGGCAUUUUUCUAAACUAGAAUAAAAGCAGGGUUGUAUUGUGUCUGUGAUCCAUUCCAAUAAAAAACAACUGUUGCUACAGA
Molecule: messenger RNA, 8175 nt
Organism: Epinephelus lanceolatus (giant grouper)
Lineage: Eukaryota; Metazoa; Chordata; Actinopteri; Perciformes; Serranidae
Biological process (GO): positive regulation of calcineurin-NFAT signaling cascade
Cellular component (GO): Z disc
Source: RefSeq, a predicted model, not a curated record